CGCAGUACGCUCAGCACUGGUUUUGGGAAACCGUACUUUGUACCCAAUCUUUCGAAGAAUCGUUUGGGGGUUCCACCUGGCAUUCAAGGGCAUGAGAGCCGAUGGAGGGCAGCUUUGCAGUGAUGGAUCUCGUUUUCUAUGCACUGAAUUAAGAGGUGACCUUGGCUGGCAUAAGCUUAUUUGGAACUUUGAAAAGGUGGGGUGGCAAGCAAAAAGCAUUUGCAUGUUUUGUGAAGCAAAGAGUGAUGGACACCCACUCUAUACUGAAACUGUUCCUGAUGCUGACUGGACGCAAACAAUGCAUUCUGACACAUGGGCUUGGGCUGAGAAAGUGCUGCCUGCAAACAACAUUUGUCCGUUGUUGGCAUUGCCGGGGUUUUGCAUUGAAACACUUCGUUUGUGUUCAAUGCACAAUAUGAAUUUGGGGCUUUUACAAAUUUGUAACGGCUCCGCUUUGAUUUCCCUUGUGACUGCUGGACUUUACGGCAAUCCCGAAGAGAGCUUGGCUCUCAAUUUGAGGCGUGCUUUCCGGGAUUUUGAAGUUUGGCGAAAGGCGCGAAAACUGCAGUGCACACAGGGGGUUUGGACACCUGGGUUGGUAGUGAAGAAGAAUGGCAACAUUUGCAUGACCCACAAAGCGUUCAAUGGCCGUGUGAUUGUCCAGUACAUGGCUGAAGCUUGCGACGUUGUCAUUUCGAAACAGCUGCCGGGAAAUGGUCGAACUAUUGGGGUAUGGCUUUCCCAGCAAGUUGCUCUUGGCCACCGAACCUGGCCAUACCCAGCAGAUCCUGAAUUUGGUUUGGCCUCUGUGUGCUUGAGAUCAGUUGCCAGGUGGUUCAACUUGACAGAGAGGGCUGGUCGAUAUCUGCGUGCCCAUGAAGCCGCUGAGAUGAUGACAGCAGGUAUCAGAUUUUGUCAAAGCCAUUUGCUCCUUACUACACUCAGCAUGAGGCAUUUGCAACAAAACAGGCAUGUGCCAGCGCAGGGGCCUCCUUUGCUGAAAUGGAUUCUCAAGCCGAAGUAUCACUACUGGAGCCACCAAUUGCUUACAGCAGUUAAGCAGCGAGAAAACACACGGCACACCAACUGUUUCACUGAUGAAGAUGCCAUGAGAUGGCUCAAAAACAUUUCAAGAAAUACUUCCAAUACGGGAUUUGAAAGGAGAGUCUUAGCCGCGUCUCGGCUUCGCCUCAAACUCACCUGUGGCAAAGCCCGGGUGCAAAAUGCCACUGCAGCGAAAAGGAGCAAACGUUGAAG
Cladocopium goreaui is the source of this 1257-nucleotide messenger RNA. The record is from the annotation of a GenBank genome assembly. NCBI's taxonomy places the organism in Eukaryota, Dinophyceae, Suessiales, Symbiodiniaceae.